AUGUUGGGCCGUGCGGAGUUGGCGUUCUGUGUGGCGUUGUGUUGCCUUCCUCUGGUUUCCUAUUCCUGCCCUUCCCAGUGCAGCUGCUUCUAUCACAAGCUGAGUGAUGGCUCCAAAGCUAGGAGCGUCCUCUGCAAUGACCCAGAGAUCACUUUCAUCCCGACCAACUUUCCCCUGGACACGUCCAAGCUGCGCAUCGAGAAGACGGCCAUCACGCGCAUCUCCAGCCAGAACUUCCACUACCUCAGCAACCUGGAGUUCCUGUGGAUGUCCUUCAACGCGCUCUCCUCCCUAAACGCGGACAGCUUCCGCGGCCUCUCCAGCCUGGACGAGCUGCGGCUGGACGGGAACGCGCUCACCUCCUUCCCCUGGGAGUCCCUGACGGACAUGCCCAACCUGCGUCUCCUGGACCUCCACAACAACCAGAUCGCGGCCAUCCCCAGCGAGGCCACCCUCUACAUCAAGAACCUCACCUACCUCGACCUGUCCAGCAAUAGCCUGACCACUGUGCCCAUUGACGUGCUCAACACAUGGCUCAACGUGAAACCCUCCGUUGACACGGACAGCUCCAAGAUGAUUUUGGGUCUCCAUGACAACCCUUGGGUCUGUGACUGCCGCCUCUUUGACCUGGUGCAGUUCCAGAAGAGCCCGUCGUCGGCGGUGGCGUUCAUCGACACCCGCCUGCGCUGCGCCGAGCCCGAGAGCCUGUCGGGCGUGCUGUUCGGCGACGCCGAGCUGCGGCGCUGCCAGGCCCCGCGGGUGCACACGGCCGUGGCGCGCGUCCGCAGCUCGGUGGGCAACAACGUGCUCCUGCGCUGCGGCACCAUCGGCGUGCCCAUCCCCGAGCUCUCGUGGAGCCGCGCCGACGGCAAGCCAAUGAACGGCACAGUUCAGCAGGAGGUGUCGAAGGAGGGCAUCAUCUGGUCCAUCCUAAGUGUGCCGGCCGUGUCGUACCGCGACUCGGGGAAGUACGUCUGCACGGCCACUAACUUUGUGGACACGGCGGACGCCAUCAUCUCCCUGGUCAUCUCGGACACGUUCCGCUCCGAGGAGGUCAUGUCCUCGGGCCCGCGCAAAAACCGGGGCAAGAAGGGCGGCGGCGGCGGCGGGAUGGGCCGUGCCGCCUACCAGGAGAAGCUGAUCGCCCGCUACAUGCCCCCGUCCACCACGUCGGGCUCGGUGCCCAUCAUCGAGCCGCUGGGCACGGGCCGCGGCUCGCUGAAGAUCGAGAGCUACAGCGUCUCGGACGGCGCGUCGGACGGCCAGCCCACGGGCGGCUCCACGGUCAUGGACGGCUCGUCCAUGGAGAUCGCCAAGGAGGUGCUGUCCAACCUGGCGGCCAACGCCUCGUCCCUGCAGCAGGGCCCCGAGCGGCGGAUCGUGCGCUCGGUCAAGGUCAUCGGCGACACCGACCACACGGUGUCGCUCAACUGGCGCGCGCCCAUGGCCACCAACACCACGUCCUUCAGCGUGCUCUACGCCGUCUUCGGCGAGCGCGACAUGCGCCGCAUCAACGUGGACCCCGGCAAGAACCGCAUCACCAUCGAGGGCCUGGUGCCCAAGACCAAGUACAUCGCGUGCGUCUGCGUCAAGGGCCUCAUCCCCAAGAAGGAGCAGUGCGUCAUCUUCUCCACGGACGAGGCGGCCAGCGCCAGCGGCACGCAGAAGCUCAUCAACGUGGUGGUCAUCACCGUGGCCUGCGUCAUCGCCGUGCCGCUCACGCUCAUCGUCUGCUGCGGCGCGCUCAAGCGUCGGCUGCAGAAGCUGCUCGGACGCAAGUCCAAGGACAUCCAGGACUCGUACGUCACCUUCGAGACGCUCGCGCCGGGCGCCAAGGCCAAAGGGAUGGAAGGGGAGUACCUGACGCGACUCAACCCCGACGAGUCCAACAGGCUCCUCUCGGCGCGGUCCAGCGUGGACUCGGAGGCCACCGCCAGGACUGAAGGCCCGCCCAACGAGUACUUCUGCUAAUCGAGAGUGGACCGUCCUAAAGGCCAGAGGCCAAUCACACUGAGCCACGCACACUCACUUUCACAAACACUGAAACUGGCUCAACAACACAUGUUGUGUUGUAUGACAAGAGUGAGGCCAGCUUUAACUGACCAGUGAAGCCUCAUUGGCCGUUUGGUUCUCUGGAGGACAGAUGACCCAUUGCUGUGAAGGUGUUAAGCGGCAUUAACACCAAGAAUGAUAACAAAAAUUAUAACUAUAACCAUAACGAUAAAAGCGUCCACACUGACCAACGAUAACGAAUGUUAAUGAAUGUGAUGGCUAAAAUGUGAUGGGUUCUGAUUGACUGUUAGCUUUUUAUUGUUCUCAAAAUCAGUCUGAAAGUGAUCCCCAACAAUAACGAUCUUUAUGUCGUUAUCGUUAUACUUUAUGUGUGA
Messenger RNA from Sardina pilchardus (European sardine), 2387 nucleotides. It is a transcript of the gene lrit1b, whose product is annotated as leucine-rich repeat, immunoglobulin-like and transmembrane domains 1b. The transcript is spliced from 4 exons. Gene Ontology annotation, molecular function: protein binding. Gene Ontology annotation, cellular component: endoplasmic reticulum membrane. The coding region runs from base 1 to 1971 and encodes 656 amino acids. The record is from RefSeq and is a predicted model, not a curated record. Lineage: Eukaryota; Metazoa; Chordata; Actinopteri; Clupeiformes; Clupeidae.